This is a messenger RNA of Helianthus annuus (common sunflower), 671 nucleotides long. RefSeq names its product phospholipase A2-alpha. The record is from RefSeq and is a predicted model, not a curated record. NCBI's taxonomy places the organism in Eukaryota, Viridiplantae, Streptophyta, Magnoliopsida, Asterales, Asteraceae. Gene Ontology annotation, biological process: arachidonate secretion; lipid catabolic process; phospholipid metabolic process. Gene Ontology annotation, molecular function: calcium ion binding; A2-type glycerophospholipase activity. Bases 52 to 504 code for a protein of 150 amino acids. The transcript has 4 exons.
UUUAAGCAAAACCAUGCUUCAUCUUUCAGUUCUUUUUGCUUCUCUUCUUCAAUGGCUUCACCCUUCCUUUUCUUGAUUUGCAUUCUUACCCUCAAUUGUUAUGGUAUUUCCCUUUUGGCCCUUAACGUUCAUGUUGGUGGAGACACGGGCCUCAGUUUGUCUAAAGAAUGCAGCAACAAAUGUGAAUCAUCCUUCUGCAAAGUGCCACCAUUGUUAAGAUAUGGAAAGUAUUGUGGGAUAUUAUACAGUGGAUGCCCGGGAGCAAAGCCUUGUGAUGAACUUGAUGCUUGUUGUAUGAAGCAUGAUGCUUGCAUUUCAGCCAACAACAACAAUUAUUUGAGUGAGGUUUGCAAUCAGGGUCUGCUGGGGUGUGUAGAAAGGUUCAAGAGAGCAGGAAGCAAGACAUUCAAGGGCAACACAUGUGACGUUGAUGACGUCACCACCACCAUUAGUGCUGUCAUGGAUGCAGCAAUUCUUGCAGGCAGAUAUAUUCAUAAACCAUAAUAUUGAAUGCAAAACCUAUUAAUUCUCAUAAAACAUGAAUAUGAUUUGGCGUGGCAUGGCGUAUUCGUCCACGAAUUGUGGAUUGUGUUGAUUAGUGCAUUUUUAUAUUGUAUUAGCUAGACCAAAUUUGGAUAGAAAUGACAAAAGAAUGAAUAUUCUUUCCACAA